GGGCGUGGCGAGGUCGGAUAUGAAGACGAGGUUAAGCAACUGCGGGACUUAACCGCCAGGAUGGCCGGGCCCCAGCGGUCCCGAGGGUGGCGUGGGCCCCGAGGGGCGGGCCAGGUGAAGAGGGUCGCCGGCCUCAGCGAGGAGGUGAGGCUUGGAAGUUCUUUAGGACCCGAGCCGCGCGGCGUUACGCGCCGGGGCGGGGCUUCACGCCGUCGGGGCCGACGCUGCGGUGAGGGGCGGAGCCAGCGCGCUCGUGGCAAGAUGGCGGCGUCCGGGACCGCUGGGCCGGCGGGGAACGUGUUCCCGUUCCGGGACGCCCGCGCCACUCCAGAUCCAGUGCUGGAGGCCGGCCCGGUGGCCCACGGGCCCCUGCCGGUGCCCCUGGUGCUGGACAACGGGUCGUUUCAGGUCCGUGCCGGCUGGGCGUGCCCUGGGCCGGAUGCAGGCCUGGAGCCGCGCCUCCAGUUCCGCGCCGUGUGCGCUCGCGGGCGGGGCGCGGCUCGGGGCGGGGCGGGCCCCCAGGUGGGCAACGCGCUGGGCAGCCUGGAGCCGCUGCGCUGGAUGCUGCGCUCGCCCUUCGACCGCAACGUGCCGGUCAACCUGGAGCUGCAGGAGCUGCUGUUUGACUACUGCUUCCAGCACCUGGGUGUCUCCUCGCAGGGCUGUGUUGACCAUCCCAUCGUUUUGACAGAAGCGGUGUGCAACCCACUGUAUUCGCGACAAAUGAUGUCUGAGCUCCUUUUUGAGUGCUACGGGGUUCCCAAGGUUGCCUACGGAAUAGACAGCCUGUUCAGCUUCUACCACAAUAAGCCAAAGACCUUGAUUUCCGGUGGGCUCAUCAUUUCAUCUGGGUACCAGUGCACACAUAUUUUACCCAUCUUAGAAGGGAGGUUAGAUGCUAAAAAUUGCAAACGCAUCAAUCUGGGAGGAAGCCAAGCAGCUGGCUACCUCCAGCGUCUCCUGCAGCUGAAGUAUCCUGGGCACCUGGCAGCUAUCACACUCAGCCGCAUGGAGGAGAUCCUGCACGAGCACAGCUACAUCGCGGAGGAUUAUGUGGAAGAAUUGCAGAAAUGGCGGUGCCCUGACUAUUAUGAAAACAAUGUGCACAAGAUGCAGCUCCCAUUUUCCAGUAAACUGCUCGGCAGCACUCUGACCGCUGAGGAGAAGCAGGAAAGGCGGCAGCAGCAGCUGCGGCGGCUGCAGGAGCUGAACGCCCGGCGGCGGGAGGAGAAGUUGCAGCUUGAUCAGGAGCGGCUAGACAGACUGCAGUACGUGCAGGAACUUCUAGAGGAUGGCCAGAUGGAUCAAUUUCACAAAGCCCUGAUGGAGCUGAACAUGGACUCCCCAGAAGAGCUGCAGUCCUACAUACACAAGCUCAGUUCGGCCGUGGAGCAAGCUAAGCAGAAAAUCCUCCAAUCCGAAGUCACCCUCGAGGUGGAUGUGGUGGACAGCAAGCCUGAGACCCCUGACCUAGAGCCACUAGAGCCGUCCCUGGAAGACGUGGAAAACAUCAAUGAUUUUGAACCCUUGUUUUCAGAGGAAACGCCAGAAGUGGAGAAGCCCGUCGCCGCUGUCCAGCCCGUGUUUAACUUGGCAGCAUAUCACCAGCUGUUUGUUGGGACUGAAAGAAUUCGGGCUCCAGAGAUUAUCUUCCAGCCAUCUCUCCUAGGCGAAGAGCAGGCUGGGAUAGCGGAGACCCUUCAGUACAUUCUGGACAGGUACCCAAAGGACGUUCAGGAGGUGCUGGUUCAGAACGUUUUCCUCACUGGCGGGAACUUGAUGUAUCCUGGGCUGAAAGUUAGAAUCGAGAAGGAGCUGUUGGCGAUGAGACCCUUUCAGUCAUCUUUUCAGGUUCAGCUUGCCUCUAACCCUGUGCUGGACGCCUGGUAUGGUGCUCGGGACUGGGCCUUGGACCACCUGGAUGACGAUGCCGUCUGGAUCACCAGGAAAGAAUAUGAAGAGAAGGGAGGAGAGUACUUCAAGGAGCAUUUUGCUUCCAACAUAUACGUCCCCAUCCACCUGCCAAAGCAGGCUUCACGCUCCUCAGAGGCCCAGGCGUCAGGCAAAGGCUCAGGGGCCAGUGGAGGCAGUGCUGGUGAGCAGGCAUAACAGAGGGGCCCCUCUCGGAUCUUGGGCCAUGUCGGCUAGUGUGACAGGACAGUGACUGUGCUAGAUGUGUCUGGCCCAAGUCUACUGGGAACAUUGGGCUGCAAGAUGGAUUUCUCCUGGGGAGAACAUGAAGGGACACUGGGAGUUACCCUCUAAAACUUUCCCUUCCUCUGGGGGCUUCUGCAGUGAAGAAACUUCCAGUGACUUGGAGUCUUUGUUGAACCAAGAUGAGCAGUAGCGUCCGCUGCCUACAGUAGUAAAUGAAGACAGUGGAGGACAGAAAUGCCCGUAUUUGUUACUGCAUUUUAAAUCCCUUUUUGUUUUCAAAACGUUUAAAAUGUAUAUUGUGAGUGUAGAUAUUUUUCUACAUUUAUUCAGAAGUUGUGUGAAUGCCCAGCAGUUUGAGGUCUUCCACAUACAUGUAAAAAGAUAAUAUUUAUGUAAUCAGAGUUCUCCACAAAACCUCAGGAGCUGUGAAUAUUUCCCUUUUCCUAUUACUUCCUCUUUCAAAUGAGAGAAAAGGGUCCAAAGAGGGGAAUCAAGUUGUACAGUGUAAGUCUGUUAGGGGCCUGCGUGGUGCCCACUUCUGAAUGGGCAGAAAUGGGGUCUUGGUCCAGCUUUUGUUCAAACUUUUUUUGCUGGAAACUUUUCCACCACAUGAGACCUUCCUACAAAUUUUUAAAAUUUUAUGCUUGUGUGUUUUGGCUGCGUCACAUUUUCUGGCCUUUCUAAAGAAAGAAGUGGGCUGGAGAAGGUUACUCUUGUAGCCUUUUCAGUGUUGCCAUACCUCAUUCCCUGCACCUUUGUAGCUCCAUCUUAGGUGGACAAAUGACCCCUCUCUUUUACAGAGAUUGCUUGGUAAGAGUUUUAACUCUCAAACACCCAGUAAUUGAGCCCAGAAGGCCCCUGAGAUGCUAGUGUCCUGUCUCAGGGUCCAUACGUUUCAGUGCCAUGGAGCCUCUAGCUCUGAUGCCUCUGAUGAGGCCACCUCAGCACCUGUUUGCUCAGACAGUUUACCAAGGGCGAGCACCUGGAACUCUACUCUUAGGGCCUAGAAACUGAAGACCAGGAGGGGGCAGUGGUGAUUGUGGAGAAGGAAGAAAACUUGGGCCGACCCAAGAUCUCCCACACGUUGCCAGUGAGCCACCGGCCGUCCAUGCUUGGGCCCACGGACUGAUGAGCUGGUAAUAACCAUGAGCUGCGAAGAAAGGAUAGAUGCGAAGAAGGCAAAAGCAGCCUCCAUGUGAGAAAGAUUUUCCUAGCACAUUUCCAGGGCUCGGUCCCUAGUGUGGGGCGUGCAGGAGGCAACCCAUCAAUGAUUAAUUGCUUUUUGACCUGGAGUCUUUUCCCCAUCGUCAACAGUUUAAACAGCCUGAACAGCAGUGGUGAGUGGUCAAGAUGGCCAUGGAGGUCAAGCUGCCCUGAAGGGGAAGGUCCCUCAGUGGGCAGGUAAGCUGGGACACAUCAGUAAAACAGGUGUUUGUCCUCUUAAGGGUUCAUGUCGACUCAGGGAAUUGAGGAGGUCAGGGCAGCUCUCAGGGGUGGCCUCUUAGGGGCAUCAGGGCUCCUUUCUCUGGCUAAAAUGUGGUAGGGGUAUCCCCUACUGCCCACUUUAUGCUGUCCCUGCCUCCCACUGGCACCUGUGGAAAUAAACAGUUUUGCCAAAGGAACAAAUAAGGUAAAAAUGUGUGAAAGUAUAAGUUAAAAGUAAAAUAAGCAUUAAAAUAUGGGUAGACAAGGCUAACCCAAGAAAUGGAGAAACCAAAUUGGUAUGCAAAUACAGUAUGCAAAGAUUAUUUUAUGCCUAUGAGUAAAGGAUUAAGUGAAUGAGAUGAAGUCUGUCAUUUCUGAACUUUGUGGUUAAGUCAUUAUAAGAAAAUCAGAAAAUGAUAGAAUUGUAUUAAAAAAUGUACACAAAGCCCAGCCAGCAUGGGCAUUGACAUAUGAACCAGGAGGUCACGGCUCGAUUCCUUGGUCGGUGCACAUGCCCAGCUUGCGAGCUCAGUCCCCAGUGUGAAGCGUGCAGGAGGCAGCCCUUCAAUGAUUCUCUCUCAUCAUUGAUGUUUCUAUCUCUCCCUCUCCCUUCUUUCUGAAAUCAAUAAAAUUUUUUUUUUUUUAAGAAAAGAUGUACACAGAGAGACUGGUUGUUUACUAAAUAUAUUUCCUUUCCUCCUGGGCACACAGCUGCACUACAUUUCCUAGCCUUCCUUGCAGUUAUUCACGUAGCCAUUUGAGUUCUGGCCAGUGAAUAUGGGCAGAAGAGAUGUGCACCAUUUCCCGGGCUGGCUUCUAUCAAUCUCCCAUAAGAGCACCCCUCUCCUCUUUCCCCAACCACUGGCUGCAUGGAGAGCAGUCUAAGACCCGAGAGGAGCAUGGAACCAAGCCCUUAAGUGACAGGAUUCUUCACUGAGCCACAAAUAAAUUCUUACUAUGUUACGCCACUGAGAGCUUUAGCCUUUAGGGGGGACCUAGAUCCAAUGACUGGUGUCCUCAUGAGAGAAAGGAGAAAGGUUUGACACACAGGAAAGAGGGCUGUGUGAAGGCAGAGAUUGGAGUGAUGCAGCUAAAAGCCAAGGAACACCAGGAGUCGCCAGCAGCAGGCAGAGGCAAAGAAGGAUUCUCCCCUCGAGCCUUCAUAGGGAGGUGGCCCUGGUGACACCUUGAUUUGGUAAACAGCACAGUAAGAAUAAGUUUCUGUUGCUUUAGGCACCAAGUUAUGGUAAUUUGUUAUGGCUGCCCUAGGAAACUCACCCAGAUGAGCAGGUUAGUCUGGGAAUGAGUGUGAGUGCAGGUGGGAAGUUGUUAAGCCAUAUAGAAGCAAAUAUGCAGGAGGUUAAUGGGGGAAGCAGGUAAAGGGGGCAUCUGUAAUACUUUACAUAAUAAAGAUAAUUUUUUUUAAAGGAAACAAUUAACUUGCCAAUAAAUUGGAGGAGUCCUAGCAAUAUCAGCACCUGGAUGGCAACAGCUUUACCCAGGUAAGCUGGCUCUGGCAGGGAAGGAGUAGAGAAGAAGGGUGUGGAAAGUGCACAGGAUCAGAACUAACGGUCUUGUUGAGGCACCCCUUCUGGGGGUGAGCUCGGCACUUCAGAAGCCAGAGGUGGUGUGAUGGAGAGCACAGAGGGGCUGGUGAUAGACUUACUAAAGCAACAGAACCCGAGGAAGCCUGUCUACAAAAGGUGCCAAGUAUUAAUGAGUCUGUGUCUCACUAGCACCAGGAGGGGGAGUCCUCGAGAAACAGAAAACCACCCAAACCCUCUCCCUGCCCCGCUUCUUACAGUAUCCUGCUAAUCGUUGUUUGGGUAAACCUAGCAUGCUCAAAUGUCCACCUUAAUACAAUGAAACUGCAGCAUCUUUAUGGGAAUAUAGUAGGAAGAGACCAAAACCAGAAAAUUCAAACAUUUUAGCAGGUAAAACAUACAUAU
Messenger RNA from Myotis daubentonii (Daubenton's bat), 5531 nucleotides. It is a transcript of the gene ACTR5, whose product is annotated as actin related protein 5. NCBI's taxonomy places the organism in Eukaryota, Metazoa, Chordata, Mammalia, Chiroptera, Vespertilionidae. The transcript is spliced from 9 exons. The record is from RefSeq and is a predicted model, not a curated record. The coding region runs from base 61 to 2109 and encodes 682 amino acids.